AUGUUUGUGGAUUACUAUGCGCUUCUCAACCUCCAUCCGUCGUGCUCGGCGAAGGAGGUGCGAGAGGCGUUUAAGCGCUUAGCCCUGCUGCACCACCCAGACCGCGUGGACGACGGCUGCGGUGAACACUUCCGCGAAAUCAAGGAUGCCUACGAUGUUCUGAGCGAUCCUGCACGCCGCUACCUGUACGAUUUGGGCUACGCGGAGAUACUCUGGAUGCAGCAGCGGCAGCAGCAGGAGGCGGAGCAGCGGAGACGCGAAGCAGAGCGGCUUGCAGAGUUGUUGCGGCGGCAGCCCACCCGGCCGCCUCCGCCGCGCAAGGAUGCGCACGCUGAACUCACAGCGCGGUGCUCCUCAACGGACGGCUCCACCCUCGCGUCGCGCACACCGUUGUCCGCCAGUCGUCGCACACUCGCUCCAACGCGACCGGGGUCCGCUGACAAACAGAAGGAGGUGGUGGCAGCGCAGGCAAUCCCGCGUCAGGGUUCCGCGCUCAUGGCCGUGCGGGGUAGCCGCGCAGCAGAGCCACAACGUAGCGAAACCCCUGUGGGUCUUCAAAAGAUUGAAGCGCCGCACGCCCACCAGACGACGAGUGACUCAUCACUCUCCGAUGUGAGAUUUGCACCUGAGUCGACAGGCUCUAGUAGCCAUGGCCAGACUGAGGAUGGGCUACUUGGCCAGAAGCAGCGGUCACAACAACAUCCAAUGGAGGAGAAACAACAACAGCAGCAGAGACGUCAGGUUAUCUCCGGAAGACGCUUCAGCGGUUCUUCGGUUAUUGUCCCGAAGAAAACGACCCUGCAGUGGGGUGUGGAGAAGCAACGCCCACAGCCUGGGCUCGUUGUACCGGCAGAGGGAUACCUCCACACUAGUGUGCGAAAAACGUGGAAAGUCUUCUUUCAUCUACCAGAAACAGCU
Molecule: messenger RNA, 918 nt
Organism: Trypanosoma grayi
Lineage: Eukaryota; Euglenozoa; Kinetoplastea; Trypanosomatida; Trypanosomatidae
Product: chaperone protein DNAJ, putatative
Exons: 1
Source: RefSeq, a predicted model, not a curated record